AUGGAAGCCACCAUUCCAUUCCUCAACGAUCUACCACCCAACAAGAGACUGAGACUCAUGCAAAAGCAACAACACCAUAGUUCAUGCUCACCCUUACCAGCCAAGAAACGCAAGGAGUCUCGAAACCCCACGUUUCUUGAUGACCCACCAUCACCUCCUCAACCCUCUAACACUGUUUAUUCUCUACCCGCUAAAAAAAGGGUAUACGCCCUUCAAUCCCAUCACCUCGCUCCCAACGACGUCGUUUCGCGAUCCUUUGACCUCAACAAUGAGCCCAUCAACGAGGCCCAAUUAUCCCCCGAAAAAGCCCAACAAGAAGAAAACAUCAACGAUGAUAAUAAUAGCGAUGAUGAUGGGAUUGUAUGCUGUGUGUGCCAGAGCACCGAUGGUGACCCUGCGGAUCCAAUCGUUCUAUGCGACGGGUGUGACGUCAUGGUGCACGCUUCAUGCUAUGGGAACCCACUCUCAAAGGGUGUCCCAGAUGGUGACUGGUUCUGCGAACGGUGUCGUUUCAGCGAGGGUGAGGAAAAGGGUGAUUUUGUUUGUUGUUCGCUGUGCCCAGUGAAGGAGGGUGCAAUGAAACGCACCACGGAUCAGCGUUGGGCACACGUGGUGUGCGCGCUGUUGGUUCCAGAGGUGUUUUUCUUGGACUCAGAAGGAAGGGAAGGGAUCGAUUGCUCAAAGAUUCCAAAGAAGAGGUGGUUGGAGAAGUGUUAUGUUUGUGGUUCUUGUGAUGGUUGUGCUUUGGUUUGCUCUGAGCCUAAGUGUGGUUUGGCUUUUCAUGUUACUUGUGGCCUCAGAGAGGAUCUUUGUAUUGAGUAUAAGGAAGGGAAGAAGGGUGCCACCAUUGUUGCUGGGUUCUGCAAAACCCACACUCAAAUAUGGGAUAAGCAACAGCAAUCGGGGAAAUACAAAAUUGUUGCCGUCGAUGAUAAGUAGCAAAAGUUGAAGUUGUCUUUUUUUUUUUUUUUUACAAAUAGAAGUUGAUGUCUUUUAAACUUGUUCGUUUAGUUACCUUUUUAGGGAAUUGCUGAGUUAGUUAGUUUUGCAGUUUUUUGAGUUGUAAUUUUUACUCAUGUUUUAUGCUUUGUGUUAGUUUUCAGAAUUUUCAGAUGUUGACAGUUGGGCAACAGUAUGUGAUAGUUAUGUUCGAUUACAACAAUAACAGUUGAAUUGUGACCAACUUAAGCUAUUAGAACCCAAAAAAACAAGAAA
Molecule: messenger RNA, 1215 nt
Organism: Gastrolobium bilobum
Lineage: Eukaryota; Viridiplantae; Streptophyta; Magnoliopsida; Fabales; Fabaceae
Exons: 2
Coding region: 1-939 (312 amino acids)
Biological process (GO): regulation of transcription by RNA polymerase II
Source: RefSeq, a predicted model, not a curated record